Tarenaya hassleriana is the source of this 712-nucleotide messenger RNA. Its product is annotated as trafficking protein particle complex subunit 2-like. The transcript is spliced from 6 exons. The record is from RefSeq and is a predicted model, not a curated record. The coding region runs from base 158 to 565 and encodes 135 amino acids. Lineage: Eukaryota; Viridiplantae; Streptophyta; Magnoliopsida; Brassicales; Cleomaceae. Gene Ontology annotation, biological process: endoplasmic reticulum to Golgi vesicle-mediated transport. Gene Ontology annotation, cellular component: nucleus; TRAPP complex; cytoplasm.
GUCAAGUGCAUUCUCACUCAGCUUCUCCGCCGCCAUCUCUCAGCAUCUUUGCCUCCGUCUCUUCCGUAUCCGCCUCCAAAUCGCCGUCAGUUGCCUUUCUUGAAUUUGUGCUGUCUGGUGGGACAAGUUCUAAUCUACUUUAUUCCAAGGCAAGGAAAUGGCGAGCACUGCCUGCUUUAUAAUCGUGAGUAGGAACGACAUUCCCAUCUAUGAAGCCGAAGUUGGAUCUGCUGCUAAAAGAGAAGAUGCUGCUCAGUUGCACCAAUUUAUAUUACACGCAGCGUUGGACGUCGUACAGGACCUUGCAUGGGCUACAAGUGCCAUGUUCUUGAAGUCAGUCGACAGGUUUAAUGAUCUGGUAGUGUCCGUGUAUGUUACUGCUGGCCAUACACGAUUUAUGCUCCUUCACGAUUCACGUAACGAGGACGGCAUCAAGAGUUUCUUCCAGGAGGUGCAUGAGCUUUAUAUAAAGAUUCUUCUCAAUCCUUUGUACUUGCCCGGUUCCCGUAUCGUCUCAUCGCAUUUCGACACAAAGGUCCGUGCACUCGCAAGAAAGUAUCUGUAGAGAAAAAGGGGUUUGCACAAUUUCGAAACGAGCCCAGCAUUUUUGCAGCGUUUCUCCGAGAGCUUUUACGCUUCGGCAUGAUGGAUAAUCCGAGGUUUUUCUUCUACUCCGAGUCACGAUUGAUAUAUCGGUUACGGUACCUCGUCA